Ipomoea triloba (trilobed morning glory) is the source of this 1207-nucleotide messenger RNA. RefSeq lists its product as uncharacterized. Lineage: Eukaryota; Viridiplantae; Streptophyta; Magnoliopsida; Solanales; Convolvulaceae. The transcript has 8 exons. The record is from RefSeq and is a predicted model, not a curated record. Bases 78 to 959 code for a protein of 293 amino acids.
AUACAUCCUACCUUAUCCAGAGAACUGCAAAAUAAUCUGCGGCUCCAUGAAGCUCUCACUGUGCUCAAAAUUCCUCCAUGAAUCUCCUCAAGCUUCAAAAUCACCAUCUUACCAAACCUUCUCGACUUUCCAGAACCGCCCUUCCUUCCCUCUCCUCCUCUUUCUGUACGCAUCGCUUUCCCUCUCUCUCUUCUGCUUCACCAAUAUCCCUAUCUUGCGAUUUCGCUGAUUCCAGAAAUGGGCAUAUCAGGGCAUCAACUACCCAGACCCCAACGUGGAGCAGCAAAGAAGAAGAAAGCUCGGAGGAUUCUGAGAGGUAUGAGUACUUGGCGAAAGAUGGGGAGGUUUUUCAGAAUACCCUGAGGCUUGUGGAGACUGCUAUGUUUGCUGCUGUUUCUGGGUUAGCCUAUCUCUUGAGCAAUUCUCUUGCAAUUGAGAAUUACUUUGGAUGUUUCUUUGCACUUCCCAUAGUAAUAUCCUCAAUAAGAUGGGGUGUUGUGGCUGGAAGGAAAACAAUGGUGGCAACCGUUGUGCUACUGUUUGUCCUGUCUGGUCCAGUGAAAGCAGUUAACUAUAUGCUAAUGCACGGCUUACUUGGUUUUACCAUGGGUUCUUUAUGGAGGUUGCGCGCUAGUUGGACGCGAUCAAUCUUCUUGUGUGCACUUGCUCGGGCAAUUGGUGCUAUAGGGUAUGUGCUAUUAACCUCAUUUUUAAUAGGAGAAAACAUACUCCAGUUGAUUACCAUAAAUAUCCAUGCUUCCCUCUCAUAUGUGCUCACAUCCAUGGGCAGUAAUUCAAUUCCAACCAUGAAUGUCAUAUACACUAUUUUCGGGACUCUGCUUCUUAUCAACUCUGCUUUCUUUGUGUUAUUGCUACACAUUCUGUACGCGAUCUUCUUUGCCAAGUUUAGGAUGAAGGCUUCAUUGAGACUGCCAAAAUGGGUGGAUGUGGCAAUAUAACAGAGAACCAAAAGAUUUUCUUUUCAUUUUGCACAAUUGAUAGAUUAGAGAGAUUCAUAUGCACAAAACUACCAAGAAGGCCAUAUUUCUUUGGUCAUUUAAUUUUUUUUUACUGUAAUUACUAAAAUGCAAAUGUACAAGAUCUUGAAGCCAGUGGCAUCAAAUUAUCUGAUCUUGAUCACUUGUGCAGUUAUGUACUAUACCAAUCUUUGCAAUGUGAAUUUAGUUGAAAAAUGCAAUUUUUUGCA